Molecule: messenger RNA, 3331 nt
Organism: Seriola aureovittata
Lineage: Eukaryota; Metazoa; Chordata; Actinopteri; Carangiformes; Carangidae
Product: all-trans-retinol 13,14-reductase-like
Exons: 12
Coding region: 1-1824 (607 amino acids)
Molecular function (GO): oxidoreductase activity
Source: RefSeq, a predicted model, not a curated record
AUGUGGUGGUGGACUGUGUUGGGCUGUGUGCUGCUGAUGGUGACACUCACCUUAUUCCUGAGUACUCGUCGGCGCUACAAGGUGUUCAGCGAGAAGUGCCUGAGGCCCCCGGGACCCUUGGUCACUGACAGCAAACAGAGGGACGAGAGGCUGAAGAAAGGUUUUACUGCGGAUCGUGUCCCGCCUGCUCUGGAUGCAGUGGUGAUUGGAAGUGGUGUGGGAGGUCUGACAGCAGCGGCGGUUUUGUCCAAAGCCGGGAAGAGAGUUUUAGUUCUGGAGCAACAUGAUCAGGCCGGAGGCUGCACACACACCUUCGAGAAUAAGGGAUUUGAGUUUGAUGUGGGUAUCCAUUACCUGGGCCAGCUUCACGAGAACAGCCUGCUGAAGAUUGCUCUGGAUCAGAUUACAGAAGGACAGCUGCAGUUCACACGUCUGGGGCAGCACUUUGACACACUGUUCCUGGGUCAGCCUGACCAGCGCAGGGAGUACCAUAUGCAUGCAGGGAAGACUGAGAUGGCAGCAAGCCUAAAGAAGCAGUUUCCAGGAGAGGAAGAAGCCAUUGAUGAGUUCAUGAGACUGAUGAAGCUAGCCGCAAGGCGGACGCCACUUAUCGCCAUCUUGAAGAUGAUACCGUUUUGGCUGGUUAACUUCCUUGUUCGUACCGGCCUGUUACAUCGCAUGUCUUCAGUGUUCUCCCUGGCAACAACCAACCACUCAGAAAUAAUGUCCCGCCUCACACAGAACAAGGACCUGCAGGCACUGUCUGCCUACCUGUUCUAUGGUGUCCCCCCGAAAGAGUCCAGCUUUCUCAUUAACGCGCUGCUUAUUCACCACUACAAACGUGGUGCAUACUAUCCUCGAGGGGGCGCCAGUGAGUUCGCCUUCCACAUCAUUCCUGUCAUUCAGAAGGCAGGCGGCACUGUGCUGGUCAGGGCUCCUGUGCAACGCAUCUUGCUCAACCAGCAGGGGAAGGCCUAUGGUGUGACAGUGCGUAAAGGACAACAAGAGAUUGAGGUUCAUGCCCCUGUUGUCAUUUCCAACGCUGGCAUCUUCAACACCUUCCAGAAGUUUCUGCCUCAGCAAGUACAGGACAAACCAGAGAUCAAGUCAUUGACGGGUAUGGUUCGUCACGGUAUGGGUUCCUUCUUGGUCUUUGUUGGUCUGGAUGGAACCAAAGAGGAGUUAGGGAUUGUUUCUACCAACUUCUGGAUGUACAAAGACAACGACUUGGAUUCAUUAAUGGAGCGAUACUCUAGCCUGAGCAGAGAAGAGGUAUUAGGGAACAUUCCCAUGAUGUUCAUCACCUUCCCAUCGGCUAAAGAUCCCACAUCCAGCAUCAGACACCCAGGUAAGUCCUGCAUGACAUUGCUGACCAUGGCUCGCUAUGAGUGGUUCGAGGAAUGGGAGGGGACAAGGCUUGGCAAGAGAGGACAGGACUACCUGGAUAUGAAAAACAGCAUGGCCCAAGAGCUGCUGGAGUGGGCGCUAACCAUCUUCCCCCAGUUGCGGGACAAGGUGGUGAUGGUGGACGCUGCCACCCCUCUAACAAAUGUCCACUAUUUGGGCGCUCCAAGAGGUGAGAUGUACGGCGCUGAGCAUAACUUGGAACGCUUCAACCCAGAAACGGUUGCUAGGACACGACCACAGACGCCGAUCGACGGGCUCUACCUAACAGGUCAGGAUGUAUUCUGUAACGGCAUGGCUGGAGCUCUGCACGGCGGACUGCUCUGCGCCUCUGCUGUCCUCGAUCAGAUCCUCUACAUUGACCUUCUAGCCCUGAAGACCAAGCUCAAACGCAAACGGACCAAUCAUAAGCUGAUCUAGCAGCGACCGGGUUGUAGUAUAAAUGCACAUAAAUGCUGUUAAAUGAAUGCUUUACACACACACACACACGUAUACUUUACACCUGAUUCUCAAAUUGAGCUCAAUUUCUGGUGUUAUUUUAGGAUAUUUUUUUUUGUUUUCCAUCGGAUACCAUUGUUCGUGACAACAGUAAAGGAAUCUUCCACAUUGAAGCUAGCAGGUAGAACACCGGCUAUGGCAGCUCUAAUGGAGGAGAUGGAUGAAUUUAAACCCAGAAGGACCUACAUAUGGCCUAUUAAAUGUGCAGCAAACUGAUUUAAAAUAAUAAUCUGUCAUUAAAAAGAACAUAGGCGUUAGGCCUCGGCAUUCAGGGCUUCAUCCCCGGAUGUUUCGCGAAUAGCCCCGGAUCUCAAAGAUUUAAAAAAUAUGAGGUGAACAUGGCAUUAUCCUGAACUGCAGGAACAGCGGGGAACUUACGGAAUAAAAUGUCAAACCCAAUAAUAUGAGCAAUGUUGCAGAAAGAUGCAGAAGCACGAACUGAUUUCCAUAAACCUGUUGGUGAAUGCUGCACUUAUCCUCCUGCCUCAAUACAUUUCCAUUUAUCAGUGUUGCAUUGUCAGAGAAAAGCAAUACAGUUGAAUACAACAACUCUGCUGUUCAUUUGUUUGUGCUGCUGUUUAAUGCUGUUGUGUUGUUUCUAUAGUAAGUCUACACUCAUUUCACCCACAUAGGAUACACAAAAUUUCCUAAAAACCUCCAUCGUGGGAAUUAUGGCGUUUAUUUUAAUGUUUUUUUAAUGCAAGUAACUGCAGGGAGUUUUUCAACACCAUCAGUCACAGCAAUACUUCAGCUGUUCCAGACCACAAGUGCAACACCACAUACCCACAUUAUACUUUUGCUUUCUUUUAAAAAGGCUGAAAUGUCAGUGUAAUUUAAUGUUCCCACAGUAAGACUGGUUGCAGACAUGAAAACAUGUUAGGUGGCACGUAUAUUGUAAUUUCCUCGGUGUAGGGGAAAAGGGCGUAUCAGGUGUUUUUUUUUUUUUUUUUUUUUUAUAAAUGACUAUUAAAGAAUUGGUACCUAAAGAACAACACUUAAAAAAAAUAUCACACAAACUGCAUGUUGUCAAAAAACAAUAUUAAUUUGUGAAUAAUUCACCCUUUAAUGACAGGAUUUCUUGUUCAGAAAGGAGUAACCUGCAGAAAUGUGCUGCCUUUAUGGCCCAUUGGCAUUGCAGCUGAUAAAUGGAGCCACACUUUUGAUGUCAGACAUUUUUACACCUAUUAUGCAACACACAAUGAAGCCUGGGUAUAACUGGAUGUAUUCUCUGCAUGGCUCUACAAAGUGUUUGUGUAACAUUUAGUUAGACAAUCAGCACCAUUAUUAGAUCUUGGUACAACCAUGCUGCGAGCUUAUUGGCUCACUGAAGCUGAUGAUAUUUCCUCCUUAGUUACAGGAAUUUGGUACCAAAUGACGAGGCGUUUACCCAAUAGUAGCUAAGCACAGAAAGCUGUUUUUGUGCCUUAUA